Messenger RNA from Pocillopora verrucosa, 4640 nucleotides. Its product is annotated as gamma-aminobutyric acid type B receptor subunit 2. Gene Ontology annotation, cellular component: G protein-coupled receptor heterodimeric complex; membrane. Gene Ontology annotation, biological process: gamma-aminobutyric acid signaling pathway; G protein-coupled receptor signaling pathway. Gene Ontology annotation, molecular function: G protein-coupled GABA receptor activity. The record is from RefSeq and is a predicted model, not a curated record. Lineage: Eukaryota; Metazoa; Cnidaria; Anthozoa; Scleractinia; Pocilloporidae.
AUUUUAACAGUGCAGGCUUUCAUAUCUGAGCUAAUAUAAUUCGAGAUUUUGCGGAGGACGAGAACAUUUGAUUUCACCACUCGAACUACUAAUCAAUUUAUCUCAUGAGAUUUCUUUCGUCAAAGUAAUGAUCUCUGCUAGUAUUCUCGUGACAUUCCUGUAUCUCGAAGUAGCGAAAAUCUUUAUAGUGCAAGAAACGUUUGCUCUUCAAACUCUUCAUAUUGGCGGCUUCUUUCCCUUCACUGGAUUGUCUAAUGGAAGCAAGAGCUCAAUGAAAGGCGAGUUUAUUCGGGCGGCCGUUUCCAUGGCCAUAGAAGAUGUGGAAAAACAAAAAGUCUUACCGAAUGGCUAUAGCUUACAACUUCACGCAAAUGAUACAAAGUGCAGAAUGGACCAUGCCUCUCGCGCUCUUUUUGAAAUGAUUAACAAAGAACCAACAAUGAUAGCUUUACUUGGAGCGGGGUGUUCUGCGGUGUCAGAGAGAAUUGCGGAGGACUCAAAGACCUGGAAUCUUAUCAUGGUAUCCUAUGGAUCAACGUCUCCAACCUUAUCAAAGAAACAGAAAUAUCCUUUGUUCUUUCGAACAAUACCAUCUGACGCUGCGUGUAAUAAGGCUCGUGUGGCUCUCCUAAGAAAAUUCAACUGGUUAAAAGUUGGACUGAUAGGGCAGAAUGAUAUUAUUAACUCUGAGACUACUGCUGACCUACAAGAAGAACUGGCCAACGCAGAUAUUCAGAUCCUUACGUCAGAGACCUUUGUAGAUGAUCCCACUGCCCAAGUGAAGAGCUUAUCGGAGAAAGAAGCCAGAAUAAUUCUUGGAAAUUUUGAUGAGAAAAGUGCAAGAAAGGUUUUAUGCCAGGCGUUUCAAAACGAGAUGUAUGGUGCUCGCUAUGCUUGGCUUAUACCAGGCUGGUUUAGUGAGAACUGGUGGAAGAAACAUUUAGACGAAGAGUCCAUAGGAUGUACCGUAGAACAGAUGAAUAAAGCUGUAAAUGGAUACAUCUCCUGCGACAACUUAAAGAUCAAUCCAGACAACACCACUACAGUAUCUGGAAAAUCUCCUGGGCAGCUAAGUUCUCGGUACCAAAACAUCACUAAGAAGGAAUUGUCGAAGACUGAUGGUGGAUUUGCAUACGACGCGGUUUGGGCCAUCGCAUUGGCUCUGAAAAUGACCGAGGAACAUCUCAGAAGAUUAAAUCCUUCCCAGUCCAUAGUCAAUUUCACUUAUGUUAAUGAAGAUAUCAUGAAGCAGUUCAAGAGUUAUUUGAAUAAAACCCAAUUCCAAGGUCUCACAGGACCGGUGCAAUUUACAUCCAAAGGAGAUCGCAUGGGUUACAUGAAGAUUGAGCAGCUACAAGAUUGGAAGGAAAGUACUGUCUCUUUAUAUCUGCAACAAAAUGAUAGCAUCCUCGACGUCCCUGCAUCUAGAUUUAUCUGGCAAGGAACUGGUCCACCACCUGAUAGUGCCAGGCUCGUAUGUAAGUUGAUGACCAUAUCGCCUGAGCUGUAUGGAGUUGUGUGUGCAAUCACUGUUCUUUGUAUUAUCCUGGCAGUUUGCUUCCUGGGUUUUAACAUCAAACUUCGGAAUUACAGGUACAUUCAGAUGUCAAGCCCUCGUCUUAAUAACACCAUUGUUAUAGGAUGUAUCGCUAUGUAUCUAUCAGUAUUUAUGUUUGGAUUGGAUGGUAACCUGAUAUCACCUGAUCGAUAUUCUAGUAAUUGCCAGGCAAGAAUAUGGCUGACUUCACUUGGUUUCACCACCGCAUUUGGCGCCAUGUUUGCCAAAUUAUGGAGAGUUUACGUCAUAUUCACCAACCGUAAAUUAAGGAAAAAGGUUAUCAAAGAUGGAAAACUUUUCAUGUUUGUUGGUGCUCUACUGUUGGUCGAUGUUUUAACCCUCAGCGUUUGGAGUGGAGUGGACCAUCUGACAAGAAGGCUACAAAAUGGCACCAUUGAGCAUGGAAUAGAGUACGACACAUUGCCUCAGUGGGAAUACUGUGACUGCCAGCACAAGGCAAUAUGGUUUGGUGUUUUAUUUGCCACUAAAGGCCUGCUACUUUUGUUUGGAGUGUUCCUCGCGUGGGAGACUCGACAGGUGAAAAUUCCCGCCCUAAACGACUCGCGCUAUGUUGGAAUGUCUGUGUACAACGUUGUCAUCUUGAGUGUAGUUGGUGUCCCUGCUGCAUUGAUGAUCGAGUACGCGCAGGAUGCUUCUUUCGCCCUCACGGCGUUCUUCGUUAUCUUCUCAACCACAGUGACGUUGUGCUUAGUAUUUGUUCCAAAGUUCAUAGCAGUGAAACGAAAUCCGAAUGUUUUGGACACAAGUGGUGCAACGAACACAUCCGCGAGUCAAAGCAGCGGUGAGUCAUCAACCUCACAAGAUAAAGGAAUAAAAGGGGCCAAGUUCAUCGCCUUAGCUGCCGAGAAUUCCAACCUCAAGACCCUGAUAGCUGAGAAAGAAGAGGAGAUAUCUCAACUAGAGAUCCGUUUGAGAAGACGAGGGGUAACAAUAACAGAGCUACGGAGAAUAUCAAUGGCUGCACGACAUUCGGAUGCUAUACCAGAGUUGACUCCCACUUUGCUCAUCAGAGGUGAUAGGGACGACGGUGGAAGUUUUCAUAUUGAUAAAGCGCAGAGCACGGAUGAUGUAUCCGACUCUAAAUCUGCAGAUAAACCUGACCAGGAACCAUUUUCACCGAAAAAACGAUAUUCCCCAUCGUCUUCCUAUGUCGACCAAGGUGUUCUUUUAGGUAACGAUGUGACGAAGGCAAACAGCGCCAUAGCAAAGAAGUACUCCUUGCCCACACGGGCUAGAAAAGAUGUUUCUCAAAUCGAGACUAGGACCAGGACCCGCUCAGCUGACAACGAAGUUCAUGAAGCUUACGAGAACCCGGCGAUCUUUACGGAAACAAACGACGAAUCCACGAGCGUUCCUCGAAGGAAACUAUCUAUGAAUAACCGAAUGGAGAGCCCCUUUUACACAGAACCCUCGACAACGGCUUCCUCGCCACCCCUCUCCUCUGUAAAAUCACGAUACACUAAGCCUAAGAAAGGAGAUACCCCGGAUGUGAAUGCAAAUGCAUCACCAAUUGUUAAGGGAGAACUGCAACGCAAAGGAAGUGUUGUUCUUGUGUCCAAGUCGCAAACCGGUGAAACUUGUUUUCAAGUGAAAACUCCGGCAGAGUUUAAGCCAAAGACAGAGAAAGAUAAAAUAAGAAAAUCCAUUGAGUAUAACGUAUAAUUUGCAGUAACCGUUUUAACAUAUGUUUCUGAUAUUUGUGUAAAGAUAUUUAAUAUAGUUUUAUGAUUUUUUUCUCAUAUAAGGCAGUGUCACAAUGUUCAGGAAAUUUUUCUUUGAGGUCCUAGAGAUUUUAACCCUUUAACUCCCACGAGUGACCAAGACAGAAUUUCUCCCCACAAUAUCAACCAGAUAAGUGAUGAGAAUGAAGAAAAACAUCAAUUUGGGGAUAAUUAGUUGAUCCGAUACUAAAUUCUCUUAACCAACAUUAUAAGAAUUGUAUGGUUGACAGUAAAGAGAAUUACAAAUUUGAUCUGUGAGUUAAAAAGGUUAAGGGUAAUUUGUUUUGCAAGCAGGUUUCCCUCAUAUUAUCUCAUACCUCAUAACAAACAAUGAUGAUAAUAUUGAUACAUAAUCAAAUAAAAAUUCUGCAUCCGUGUUUAACUCUAGAGGACUAAAAAGGAUUCAGCUAAAUCCAAGAUAGUUUAGAGUGCAUUUUUUAAAACAGCAGCUUAACAUUGUUUGAGUGACCCUUCUGGAAAAAUUUUUAAAAGCUUUCAGUUGACGUGAGGAGAUCAUUUUAGGUUCAUACAGUUUGUGAUUGCCAGCAGUGUCCAGAAAACAAAUAUUUUGACUCCCAGUAUUAAAAACUGCUGUGUAGAAUUGCUUUAAUUCUUUAACUCCCAGAAGUAAUUAAAAUGAAACUUCUCCCUAUAAUAUCUAUACAUUAUCCAACAAACAGGUGAUAAGAAUAAUCAAACUUAUCAUGUAGAAGUUGUUAUCUUGAUUCAACAUUAAAUUCUUUGAAAGAAUUUACAAGGAAACCCGUAGCAAUGAGUGAGGAGAAUUAACAAUCAGAUCUUGGGAGUUUAAGGGUUAAAUAACCAAUUCAGUGACAUGCAUGCAGGAGGCUAUUUCUUGUAUUUAGUAAAAUUCUCUUAGACUAUUAGUUCCACUUAACCCUUUCACUCCCAUGAGUGACCAAGACAGAAUUUCUCCUUACAAUAUCAAUACAAUAUCAAGCAGACAAGUGAUGAGAAUAAAGAAAAAUAUCAGUCAGGGGAUUAUAAAUUGAUCCAAUAACAAAUUCUCCAAACUAACAUCACAAGAACUGUACAGCAGACAGUAAGGAGAAUUACUAAUGAGAUCUUGGGAGUGAAAGGGCUAAAUUUGUUUACAUUACAAAUUCAAACUAUCAUGUUACUGUAACAUAAUCAGAGACUUCAAAAAUCAACUACAGCAAAAUGAAUCAUAACAUUUUGAUUUUUUGUAGAAAUAAAUAAAUAUAAUUCAAAAUAUCUUCACGACAGUAUUUUAUAUCUAUUACAUACUCAGCUGUAAAUGUGUUUACAAUAAAUUAUGAACACUCUCUCUCUCUCUCUCCCCCCCUCUCUCCUUCUCU